Grus americana (Whooping crane) is the source of this 3873-nucleotide messenger RNA. RefSeq names its product chromosome 1 C21orf62 homolog (gene EPCIP). The record is from RefSeq and is a predicted model, not a curated record. NCBI's taxonomy places the organism in Eukaryota, Metazoa, Chordata, Aves, Gruiformes, Gruidae. The coding region runs from base 766 to 1440 and encodes 224 amino acids. The transcript is spliced from 2 exons.
CUAUAGACUUAUUUAGUUGUUACGGAGUUGCUCUUGGUGCUUAAAGCUGACCCUUCUUCCCUGUUCUACAAGUAUUCAGCUAAAAAGAUCUGGUUAUAACAAAGAGACCUCCAAUUUGGGGUGAUGCAAGAGCUUCCCCCCAAUGUCAAGGAGGACUUUUCUAAAGGAGUCAGCAUGGGAAACUGGAUGGUAACUUUGGACUUCAGGAAGCUUAAAUGCUAGAUGAAAAUCAAGAAGAUGAUACCAAUCACCAAAGCCUUCUUGAUGAUUAACAUCUUCAGGCCAACUGAGAAUCUCUUGAUCUUGAACAUAUCCCACUGCCACCUCCCCGUUUUCCAGAAAGCCCUUGCCGUGGCUGAGUUUCUAUCAGUACUCUUUUUGUAAUCACUGAAUCUUUGCCUUCUGAUACCUGAACGGAGUUAUCUCUUCGGUUCAUAGAAACCAAAAUCCACACUUCAAAACCUUCCUGAGGUGUUUUAAUGCUGUAAUUGGCAGGUAACCACUGGGGAAAGACAGUCAGCUGUUUGGAGGAGAACUGGAUCCAACGAUCAGUAAUUCCCAUGGGGUAGUGAUGCUCUACCACUGCUCAAUGAAGUUGAGUGACUGCUUACCCAGGCAUAAGGAAAAGCAGGCAUAAGAAAAGAUCUCUGGGGCGAUGUUAUGUGGAAAAAGCAGUAUCACACCUUUUGAUGCAGUAGGUAAAGCCAAGCGAUAUAAUUCACUGAGUAAAAGGAGGAGACACUUGGCAGCUUGGCACCAGUACUAAUGAAGCCAAUAGCCUUCUCUGCUUUCUCCUUUUGGCUGGCUCUCAUUUUGGCUGGCUUCCUUGGCAUACGCAUCACUGGCAGUUUUGUGAGAAGUCAGAAGAACCAUACGCUAAUUUUCACCAAGGAAAACACAAUUCGCAACUGUAGCUGCUCGGCGGAUAUCCGUGAUUGUGAUUACUGCCUGGCAAACUUGAUGUGCAAUUGCAAAACGGUUCUGCCUUCUACCAUAGAAAAAACUACCUACAAUAGCCACCUGACCAUUUGGUUCACAGACACCUCUGUGCUGGAGAUGCUCCUCAACUUCACAAGGGUGUGGGAUUUGAAGCUGUCCUUCUGUGGCACCACUCCUCUCCCAACAGAAUACUUGGCCAUUUGGGGACUUCGAAAGCUCCGGGUGAACAAGGUCAAGGGACGAUUUCCAGAGCAGAGUGUAACCAUCUACAGCAGCAGCAACAACGAAAAAGAAGACUCGCUUGCGGUGCAUGACAAAGACAGGCAAAUGCUUGCCUAUAUUUCUUUUCUGGACACUUCACUUUUCAAUGGAUAUUCUUUGCUGAAGUCGUACAGUGUGGAAAACAUCUCUAGUAUCACGCAGUACUUUCCCAGCCUGCUGUACUCUGAUGUUUUCUCAACCUCAGAUAACAAGAGUUAUGUUGUAACAUUCAUUUACUGAGUUAUUUACCAUAUUCAGUAGUCAGUACAGCAAACUGCUAAGAGAGAGAUGGGACUUCUUUAAGUCUGUUUGGUUUGACCAGCAGGAGCUGUUAUGGGAUGGACAGUUCUGACUGUGAUAGCAUUCUACAAGGAGGUGUUUAAAGUAAGACAGACUCAUCAGACUAAUUCAGUAAACGCUUUCUUAAAGAACAAAUUAAAUGUGAAAUGACUGGUUUAGAAAGCAUCGGUACAAAUUCUUUUUAUAUAUUGUAAGCUAAGAACUUAAAUCUGCAGAAAAAUUUGUUUGAAAGCUGUGUUCUCUGCCAAGCCAUGGCACACGUCAUGGGAGAGCACUGGGAAAGAGGCCACCUGGCAGGUGAGACACCGCGCUCGCAAAGGUGUUUUUUCCCAGGGAAAGGCCCAUCUCCGGCACGUUGGCAGUGCCAAUGCCUGCGCCGAUGCCUGCAAUUUCCCCAAACGCAGGGAACUUGACUUCACCUUUUGUGCUAAUGGCAAGCUCUGCUCAUGUUCUCCCCAAUGAGAAAGGAGAAAGACCUCCUCUGGUAAGGGAGGCGAGGCUUCUGGCAGACACGUAGCAGACAAUUUUCAGACAUGUUGCAGGAGAAAGAUGGCCAUCCCCUGAAAAACAUACAUUGGGACUAUUUAUAUAGCCCAAAGUCUGCUCCUUGCCCAUGUCUGCAGGAUUUGCAUUUUGUGAGAUACAAUUAAGGCUGGGAUCCAUCCACGUAGUACAAUAAAGGCUUUGGAAUAGCAAGUCCUAACAUAACAAGUCUUGCAUUGCCAGCAAAGGAUUACAUGAAACUGGGAUAAAAUAUGUGUACUGAGGGGAAUGGCUAUCAAGAUUCUGAGGAAACAACGAAUUUGUUUCAACAACUUUAAAGAAAGACUUUUUCUAUAACUGUAAUCAAUGAUGGAGCAGUUUUGUUAGGAAGCAAAACUUAAUUUUUCACAAUACUUAAAUACAUGCACACUUUCCAUUACUGUGAGUUUUCCUACUGAAAUCAACAAGGCGGCAACUAUUGAAUUAAGCGUAAGCCUUCUCCCCAAAUCACAAAUAUUUCUAGCGAUGCCUCUCACGAUUGUGUUAUAGGUUACAAAACUGUUAGGAGCUGGAGCUGGGCUGACAGAGAUUGGCAGUGGGGUGGGGAUGGAUGUGUCCUGAGCUCAUUACAUGCCUUAAAUGUAUUACAGACACAGGCAAAUAAUUCAUAUUGUCUGCCCAGGAAUCCCAUGCUCCAACUGUCUGUGCAAAGAGUACUAACCUUGCCUUCACAAACUGGCUAGUCACUAAUCCUGCACAGGAUAGUGUUGUAAAAAAAUAAAAAUAAUUAGAGCUGGCACACACAAAUACAUUGACUUCUACAUGCUACCAAAUGCGGGAAAAUCAAACCUGAAUGCUCUUCAGCGAAUUCACUUAGGCUCUGCUGCCCUCUAGUAGAAAAUGUGCUGAAUAACACAGUACUUCCCCAUCGCCACGACAGCAGUGCCUGGCUGCUGUUGCUGUUCAAAAAUCACACGUGCAACACUGAGAAUGUAUUCUGGCCUUGUUGGGAAGAAACCAUGAGGUUAAUAAAUCCAUGGGUUUACUAACACUGCAAAUUACAGUUUCAGUUACUUUUACCACAGUAGUGUUCAGAAUAAGGCUGACAUAAAAGACCUUUUAUUCCCAUGCCCACAUAAGCACUGCAGAGAUUUUCCUGACAUCAGGAAAAAAAUCCUCCUCCCAAUUACACGUGCAGCAGAAAUCCAUGGCACCAAUACUGCAGUGAUCUUUUUAACUCCCCUGUUCUUCUCCAGCAGAUACCAAGAACCUGAUUCUCCCAAUCUCAAUUUCAUAUGGCUCUGCCAUACUAAAGAACCGCGUUAGAAGCUCACAGAAUUUCUUCAGAGCAACGCAUACAAAGCAUAUACUGCAUAUGUUGCGCGUUGUAUUAGUUCUCGUGGUGGAGGUUCGUCUGCAUGUAAACCACACACAGUGGUACAUUAAGCAUCACUCUGCAGAAAUAAUUAUUUGGUGAAUCUGUUUUAAAUCCAAGUGUAAGAUACUCACCCUUAACCACACUCAACACUCUAUGGCAUUUGAUCAUCUAUUUAUAGCAAUUAAUAUUUAUAUACACAAUGGUUUCAUUCUCCAUGUAUCAGGUUCAACCUGUAUGUAUUUGCCAGUCUGUAACCUUGAUGCAUGAUUAUUGGAUAUGCCAAUCAACAGAAACUGAGGUAGGGGGUUUUUGUAUCAGAAAAAAACAGAGAUAGGAGCUGUAAAUUUACAUUUUCCUUCCUACUACUAAUUCUGGUGUGACUUUGGGAAGUCAGUACAGAUUGAGAGCACUACAGCAACGCGAUGCUUUCGACAGAAGACCCUGCUGCGCAGCCACAGUGAGAGGUGGCGGGCGGCCUGUCACUGAAACCCAUGAAUAAACCUUGUAACACC